CCAGCUUAGUGGUUUGGAAGACGCUUGGGGCACCUAAACACCUCUGGAAACUGGUAAAAUACAGCAUAGCGUGAACUAACGCACCCCAAGAUCACGGGAUUACUGUAUAUUGCGGGGUAGCUUCCAUUCGUCGCUGCCUUUUAUUUGAAAGGUCGAAGCGAAGUUGCUUCGGAUGAAAAAAAAGAUAAAAUAUUCUCUUUUUAUUUUUAUGCACACAGUAUCUUAGGAAGGUGGUCAGCUAAGCUCAUUCAAUUUUUUACAACACUAACCAUAUUAUACUAGCAAACACUGUUCACACUCACAAUGGCUUCCACAAAGAUCCGGCUUGCUACGGCAUCUCCAGGGACCCAAGCGACAACUAAGGAAACAAUUGCCCAGCUUCGCCAGAUUGCUAUCAAUGCAGCUGCCAAUCGUGCUGAUAUCCUACUACUUCCAGAAGCUUACCUAGGUGGAUACCCUCGUGGCUCUGAUUUCGGAUGUAAAAUUGGCUCUCGGACCACUGAGGGCCGUGAUGAAUUUCUGCGUUACUUUAAGGCCGCCGUUGACUUAGGAGAUACCGUUGGCGAUGGAGCCGGCGCUGGCGAAGCUUGGGUCAAACGGCAGUUAGGCGCUGACGCAAUCGUAACUAGCGAUGGACAAGCAUUACUAAGCAGGGGUGACGGGACUAGGGAGGAAGUCGAACGCAUUGCGAGGGAGACAGGAGUCUUCAUCGUUGUUGGGCUUGUGGAAAAGGCUGGUGGUAGCCUGUACUGCGCCGUUAUUUACGUAUGCCCCAAGCAGGGGGUUAUUGGGAAGAGACGAAAAGUGCAGCCGACAGGAUCGGAACGGCUUAUCUGGGCACAAGGAUCUCCCGCGACCCUUAAGGCAGUGAGCACUACCAUUCGUGGCGUUCGCAUCAAUUUGGCUGCUGCUAUUUGUUGGGAGAACUAUAUGCCCUUGUUGCGACAGAGCCUCUAUGCGCAAAAUGUGAAUCUGUAUCUCGCUCCCACGGCAGAUGGUCGCGAUGCUUGGCUUUCGCUGAUGCGGACCGUCGCACUCGAAGGUCGCUGCUUCGUUGUGAGCUCGAAUAUGUGUGUACCCGAGGACUCCAGGGCUAGCCACGGCACUGCACACAACACCGAACGUGGUAUAAUUAUGAACGGCGCCCAAGAGCCGACUGGGAGACGAAACUCGUCCUUGACCGAGGAUGGCUUUGCCAAAAUAGCUCAUAGAGGCAGGAGGCGAUCUGUGUUCGACGAAGACGGGAAUGAAAUUGCGCUUCCUGACGGACAACCAUUGGUAGCAUCCGCCGUCGUUGAAGAGGAAGAAAAUGAGGACAAGAACAAGGGAAGUAGUCAAGUGUCAGCGAAAACGCCAUCGGAUGCAAGAUCUUUCAUUUCGCGUGGUGGCUCUAGCAUUGUCUCUCCGUUUGGCGAUGUUGUGGCUGGGCCGCAGUGGGAAGAUGACGAGGGCGUCAUAUAUGCGGAUGUUGAUUUUGAUGACUGUAUCCGUGGAAGGCUGGAUUUGGACGCCGCGGGGAGCUAUUCAAGAAACGACUCUUUCAGAUUUUCGGUUGCGGGCUUGGAUCUUGAUCCUCUACCCUACUAUUGAUUGCCUUUUCCGAGAACCCUAGGUUCCCUUGAUUAUCAUGUUUAUAUGUGCUAUAUUUGGAUAUACUUGUCGAUUUCGAUUUUGGAUAUAACAUCCUUAUGUAUUUGUCUGCUUAAACGUACUCAUUUUCAUAAAUCAAACUUACACGUUUUAGCACGUAUUGUGGUGCGAAUGAUCUAUCAGCAGGGCACCCAACUACAGUCAAGUCACUCAGGACACACUUUAGAACUAGCGACACGAAAUGGCUUAAUCACAAUCUUGCUGUAAAUUCAGCCCUGGGGUACAGUAAACGGGUAUCUAAUUUGCCAUCAAUCCCAGCCGGG
Molecule: messenger RNA, 1913 nt
Organism: Hypoxylon trugodes
Lineage: Eukaryota; Fungi; Ascomycota; Sordariomycetes; Xylariales; Hypoxylaceae
Product: carbon-nitrogen hydrolase
Exons: 4
Coding region: 304-1590 (428 amino acids)
Molecular function (GO): catalytic activity
Source: RefSeq, a predicted model, not a curated record